AACGCCGCUCCUUCUUGACUCGCACUUGGAAAGAUGAGUGUGUGUGUGGACGCGGUUGGAUGCUGCAUCUUGCAAAGCGGCGGGCUGCAGUUUAUUUAGGGGGACGGCGAGUCUAAAGGUUUGGUUCAACGACCGGUUCAUUUGUUUCAGGCGGGGUGGCGGGGCAUCGGAUUGAGAAACACAGUGCGAUCGGAGCAACUUCCUCUCGUAUGAAGUGGCUGCGUGCAAGAAGGCUGGAGCUGUGGGCUUUUGAGCAUUUUGCAAACAGCGGUCUGGCGCGUCUCAGCUCAUGAGGAUAUACAUACAUAUAUAUACACAUGUGUGUCAUCUGAUGUUCGAAGGCUUUGGGAGCCGCUGUUCGUUCACUUUGAUGGUUCUGUUAGAUUCCAAACAGUGCAACAGAAAGGAAGGGAAAUUUCAGCAGAGACUGACUGACUAACUCCUCUUGUCGCUUUGCUUGAGCGCCGUGUGGGCAUUUGUGGCGAUGCCGCUGUGGGCUCCAGCGCUCUGUAUCGCGUCCCUGGCUGUGCUGGCUCUGUUGGCCCGGCGAUGGCUCGCUCGGUAUUUUCAGGACGGGUCGGACAGCGACCAUGCCCCGCGGCUGAUCUGCAAACCGUCGGCGCUGGCCAAAUACCUGCUCAAAACGUGCCUGGCCGUGAGAGCGGGGUCCCAGCCCCUCUGGCUGUGGAGCAGGUUGCCUCACCUGCAGACGGUGUGGAGUGGGGUGUGGACAGCGGGCGCGGCCGUACACUUCACCCGGGAUUACCUGCAGUUGGCGGACGAGGGUCUGGUGGCGCUGGACUGGGCAGUGGCGGCGGCCGGCACCAGGAGGCGAUCUUCCAGCAAUUCCCCAGCGCCCAUCGUUCUCGUCAUCCCCAACUCCUUCGGCAAGAUCACCAGCAAUGUCAUCAAGCUUUGUGCCUCAGCCCUGGAUUGUGGCCAUCGCCCAGUAAUAUUUAAUAGAAGAUGCCAGAAUGGAUGCCUUUUGACGACACUGAAGCUGCAGCAGUUUGGUGAUCCAUCUGAUCUCAGAGAAGCAGUCAGAUACAUUCGAUACAAACAUCCAAAUGCCAGGCUCUUCACUGUAAGCGAGAGCACAGGUGCUGGGCUGUUGCUCUCCUACCUUGGCGAGUGUGGGUCCUCCAGCUAUGUGACAUGUGCUGCCUGCAUCUCACCCAUCUUCAGAUGCCAGGAGUGGUUUGAGAAAGGAUCGCCCUGGCUUUAUCAUUGGCUUCUGCUCCUUUAUCAAAAAACUUGGCUGAGCAGGUACACCACUGCACUGGGAGAGAUCAUUGACAUGGAGAAGUUGUUUGCUACACAGACGCUGAAGGAGCUUGAGGAGGCGCUGUUCUGCCAAACGAAGAAGAGCAACUUGACGUGGGACGCGUACUGGGAGAAGAACGAC
This is a messenger RNA of Leucoraja erinaceus (little skate), 1405 nucleotides long. Its product is annotated as protein ABHD15-like. The record is from RefSeq and is a predicted model, not a curated record. Gene Ontology annotation, molecular function: short-chain carboxylesterase activity; monoacylglycerol lipase activity. The annotation marks the transcript as partial. Lineage: Eukaryota; Metazoa; Chordata; Chondrichthyes; Rajiformes; Rajidae. The transcript has 3 exons.